This is a messenger RNA of Saccharomycopsis crataegensis, 705 nucleotides long. RefSeq names its product Lcl3p (gene LCL3). The record is from RefSeq and is a predicted model, not a curated record. Gene Ontology annotation, cellular component: cytoplasm; mitochondrion. Lineage: Eukaryota; Fungi; Ascomycota; Saccharomycetes; Ascoideales; Saccharomycopsidaceae. The transcript has a single exon. Bases 1 to 705 code for a protein of 234 amino acids.
AUGGGAGACAAUAAAAAUACUGAGACUUCCUCUGCCAAAGACAUUUCGAUCUUCCAUCCCAAGACCAUUCUUCUAGCGAGUGUUUUAACUGGCGGGUUUCUUGCAAGUUACGGCUGGUACAAAAGACAUCUUGUAAGGGUACCCACCGCCCUAGAUAUCCCCACCAACCAUUUCCGUCAGAAAUUCUCGGUGGGAUACGUCACUAGUGUAGGAGAUGGUGAUAAUUUCCAUUUCUUCCAUACUCCUGGGGGAGUGUUUGCCGGAUGGGGCUGGCUCCGUCAUCCGCCAACCGCGAGAAAACAAUUGACCAAACAGACGUGGUCGGUAAGAUUAUGUGGGGUCGAUGCCCCAGAAAGGGCCCAUUUUGGCAAACCCAGCCAGCCGUUUGCCGACGACAGUCUUGCGUGGUUGAGACAGUACGUGUUGCAUCAGAAAGUCAAGGUGAAGCCAUUACGGAUCGACCAGUAUAAUCGAGUGGUAUCCAAAGUGUUGAUCAAGAAGUGGGGGGUGAUCACCAAGGACGUUGGCGAGGAGAUGUUGAAAAAUGGGAUUGCCGUGGUCUAUGAGAACCAAGCAGGCAGUGAGUUCGAUGGACAAGAAGCAAUCUACAGACGGUGUGAGAAGAAGGCCAAACAGCAAAAGUUGGGGCUUUGGGGAGUCCAACACACAUUGACCCCCGGACAGUACAAGAGAAAAUAUAGAUGA